Messenger RNA from Alosa alosa (allis shad), 2793 nucleotides. RefSeq names its product protein tyrosine phosphatase domain containing 1b (gene ptpdc1b). Lineage: Eukaryota; Metazoa; Chordata; Actinopteri; Clupeiformes; Clupeidae. Gene Ontology annotation, biological process: cilium assembly; protein dephosphorylation. The coding region runs from base 418 to 2424 and encodes 668 amino acids. The record is from RefSeq and is a predicted model, not a curated record. The transcript is spliced from 10 exons. Gene Ontology annotation, molecular function: protein tyrosine phosphatase activity; protein tyrosine/serine/threonine phosphatase activity.
UUUCCAAUGCCACAACUGUGCGUUUCUCUCCUUGUCCAGAAGUAAAAUUGUUAAAAGGGGGAAAACGUGCUUAAAACGUGCAUGGAUUAGUUGAAUGGACGGACAGUUUCUGCUUAAUAAAGCCGCAGUGAGUACAUUGGGUAUGAGGUCACUGACUGAGAGGCUCUGACCAGUGGGGUGGAUUAGGUCUAUUAGUCCUGCCGUGGUUGUGAAGGCAGGAUGAUCUCCGUGAAUCACUGAGAAACCGGACUGAUCAGGAGUUCUGGGGCUUUCAUCAGGCCCGGGGUGCUUUGAUGCUUUGAUGACUGGGUCGUCAGAUGGACGGACUUCUCUUGAUGUCAGAGGCCUUGCAAUGGAGGUGGAUGUUAAUCUCCUAAAGUGUUGCUUGUGGACAAAGAAGUGUUUCUUCUCACAGACAUGGAAUCUGGCUUCUUUCUAGCGCGGAGACGCGUUCCCACAGCCAAGUACACAGUGGUAGGAGAGACGCUGAGGCAUGUUAUCCCCAGUCAUAUGCAGUGCUCCAUUGGCUGUGGAGGCAAGGCCUGCAAGUAUGAGGAUGCCUCCCGCUGGAGAGAGGACCAGCAGGCCAUCAAAGGACUCUACUCAUCCUGGGUAACUGAUAAAUUGCUGGCUAUGGCACGACCUUCAACUGAAGUAAUUGAGAAGUUCAAUAUGAUUGAGCAGUUUCGCAGGAGUGGCAUUAGGACAGUCAUAAAUCUUCAGCAGCCUGGAGAGCAUGCCAGCUGUGGAAACCCCUUGGAGCCAGAUAGUGGCUUCACCUACCGCCCAGAGGACUUCAUGGAAGCAGGCAUAUACUUUUACAACUAUGGAUGGACUGACUAUGGCGUGACAUCCCUUACUGCACUCCUGGAUAUUGUGAAAGUGAUGUGUUUUGCUGUCCAGGAAGGCAAGGUGGCUGUCCACUGUCAUGCUGGGUUAGGGAGGACAGGGGUGCUGCUGGCCUGCUUUCUGGUUUUCUCCACCAGGAUGACCGCUGAUGAGGCCAUUCUUUUUGUGCGUGACAGGAGGCCAAAUUCAAUCCAGACCAGGGGGCAGUUGCAGUGUGUGCGGCAUUUUGUUCAGUUCCUGGUGCCACUGCGAAAUGUGUUCUCCUGUGCGGAACCCAAGGUCCGAGCGGUCACCCUGGACGAGUACUUGGUGCGACAGAAGAACAUGCUACACGGCUAUGAGGCGCGGCAACUGCGGAAUAUGCCAAAACUCGUCUAUCUGGUGUGCAAGAUCCUGCCGGACAUCGCCGACAACCGGGAGAUCAUCGCCGAGGAGAUCCUGGACGUGGCAGACCUGACGGAAGAGGAGGAGGAGGAGGUGCAGAAUGCCAUCUACGCCUUCCGGCAGAUGACCCGGCGCUGGGAGAUGACCAAGGGCCUGAGCGGCCUGCCCCCACGUCUGCCGGGGCUACCCUCGUCCGGCGACCCCAGUCACCCCCUGCACUACUCCCGCAAGAGCCUUAGCUUCAGCGACACGGACAUCCAGCGGCUGGCCGCCAAGUUGGAUGUGGUAGAUAACCCUCUUGAGGUUCUGGCCAACCUGCACAAACACUCUUCGUCCCAGGAGAACCUGUCGGAGCCUCUCCUCGUCACGCUCCCGGGGAACCAGAGCCCCGUGUUCCAGAGCCCAACAGGGUGCCAGGGUUCCGUGUGGGACAUCAAGACGCAGAUGGACAAGCAGGGAAGCUCGCAGCUCUUGAACAAGCACAGCAACAACACCCAGUUCCAGCGCAGCAAGUCGGAGACCGAAAAGAGGAACGGCACGGUGGUCAGCCCAUUAGCCAUGGUAUCAGCCUGGAGGGCAGAGCGCAAUGGCAACGAGGUGCCAGGUCCGGGGGAGGUCAGCACCGAGUCGGAAUGGUCCGAGCGCUCCGAGGUGCCCUUCAUCACCCUGCAGACGGAGCUGACCCUGGAGUCACGCCACCUGCUGCUGGCACAAGCCCUGGCGUUGGAUCUCGAGGUGAAUGGGCAAGACGACCACAAGGAGCGAGUGGCAGCCUGGCAGAAAGAGCUGAACUGUGGGGCAGGUGUGUGGGAACAGCUGUGUCUGGAGAAGGACCCCUUCAUCCUGGCCGGCCUCAUGUGGUCCUGGAUAGAACAGCUGAAGGAGCCUGUGCUCUCUGCAAAGGACGUCCUGAUACUAGGACAAGGCCACUGUGAUCCAAACACCAUCCUCAACAGACUGAAUAAGGCCCCAAAGGAGACUCUCACGUGUAUCCUGCAAUGUUUUGCCUAUGCACUGGAGGUCACUGAGGAGGUGGAAAAGGCCUUUUUGGAGCGAAUCACUAAGGCUUUCACAAAGAUUGACAAGGCCUCAAAAGAGGGCAAGCAGGUGUAUGAGACGAUGGAGUCAAUUCUGAAACCUGUUCUGGAGGAGAUGAGAAGAUCAGUGAGGCUGCAGCUUGAACUGCAGUAAAGAAAAACUGCCAUUUCUUGUGUGUAUGGACAAUAGCCUGGGAUACCUUAGGUCAAUACAGACUAACUCAAUCAACAAAUCAGCAGUCAGUGUAUUGAUACUUAACUCUAGUUCUAUCUCUUCCUGGAGAAAAACCGCAUCUUCGAAUGUCUACUUGUGUUCAGGUUUUGGAAAGAAGAUUUUGUGCCAUUUUGUUUUGUGAAUGCAAAUAAUUUUCUAUUGAUUGCAGUUAUUUACUUUUUGUACACAUUUUUUGUUUAUUUGUUCUGCAAGUCCUAUUAUUGUCUCAGGGAAAUUGAGAGGCUUUAGAAUAAUGCGAAAUUUAUAUGUAAGAUGAAUGAUAAAAUAAAACAUGAACAAUUAAAGUUG